Messenger RNA from Caenorhabditis briggsae, 681 nucleotides. It is a transcript of the gene Cbr-drr-2, whose product is annotated as Protein CBR-DRR-2. The coding region runs from base 1 to 681 and encodes 226 amino acids. NCBI's taxonomy places the organism in Eukaryota, Metazoa, Nematoda, Chromadorea, Rhabditida, Rhabditidae. The transcript is spliced from 5 exons. Gene Ontology annotation, molecular function: RNA binding. The record is from RefSeq and is a predicted model, not a curated record.
AUGGCCGAUGAGAUCUUCAAGGCUUUCGUCGGUGGGCUCCCGUUUGACGCACUCGAAAGUGAUAUUGAAACAUUGCUAGCUUUCUGCGAAUUCACUCCCGAAGAGAUUAAAACAUUUGAAAUCCAUUUGGUGCAUGAUAGAGAAACUGGACAAUGUAAAGGUUUCGGCUAUGUUACAUUCUCUACCGAGCAACAAUUGAAUACCGCUAUCAGCAGUCUCAAUGGAGCCGAUUUCGAGAAGCGUAAGCUCAAAGUGAACCGUGCUCAACAACGCGAUCGCAACGAUCGUGGCGGACGAGGAGGUGGACGUGGAGGCUUCGGUGGAGAUCGUGGAGGCAGAGGAGGCCGUGGAGGUGGUGGAGGAGGAUUCCAUCGUGGAGGCGGUGGCCGUUUCAACGACGGAGAAGGACGUGGUGGAUUCGGUGGUGGAUUCGGAAGAGGUAAUCGUGGAGGACAUCGUCAACGCAAAGAGAGUGAUGGUUUCGGAGGAAGUCAGCACGAGGACGGUCAUCAUCCACGUCAGCAUCGUCAGUCCGAAGAUGACAGUGGUCCAUCUGCUCCACCAGCUGAACGUCCACGUUUCAACUUCAAACCGCGUACCACUGAUGCGGCUGAAAUCGAAGCUCGCAAGAAGCAAGAGGAAGAAGAAACCAAAAGACGACAAGAAAAACUCUUCCAAUAG